Molecule: messenger RNA, 168 nt
Organism: Eruca vesicaria subsp. sativa (arugula)
Lineage: Eukaryota; Viridiplantae; Streptophyta; Magnoliopsida; Brassicales; Brassicaceae
Source: the annotation of a GenBank genome assembly
AUGUCAAACAACGCAAGUCUUGUGCCUGUGAAAGACUUGAAACCAUCCAAGACUAAAUGGCGAUCUCAAGUGAAAGUUCUACAUUCAUGGCUUCAAAACACUGGUUUUGGUGGGGAGACUCUUCAAAUGAUUCUGACCGAUGAACACGGUGAAAAGAUUACUGCUUAA